AUGGCAACCCCUACGCAACCCCCACGCCUCCAUCUCAUCCGCUCCGCCCAAGCCAACCACAACACCUCCCUCGCCAACCACCAGAUCCGCGACCCCCUCCUCACCCCCACUGGCGGACUCCAAGCCCGCCACCUCCGCCAUGCGAUCCCCCCCUCCAUCCGCGACCGCAUCGGCUUCUUCGCCGCCUCCCCCCUCCGCCGCACCCUGUACACCGCCCUCCUCGCCUUCGAAGACCUCCUCCUCCCCGAGGGCCGGGAGGAGGGCCUGAUGUCGACGGGAAUCGGUACAGACCCUCUGCCUAUCCCCGAGUCCGGCUUGUCGGUGUCCCAUAACACGCCGCGCUUUCCCGUCUUCGCGGUCGCCGAGGCCCAGACGGUCUCCGACCGCCCGUGCGACACGGGCUCGCACCGCGACCAGCUUGUGGCGGUGUUCAACGUGGUGGAUGGGCCGUGGAUUUACCUCGUGAGCAUGGCGCAUCUGCGGAAGGACUGGUUUAUCAAGAAGAGCAAGUGGGCGACUGAUGAAGCGAUGGUGAAAGCGCGUGCGGCGGCGGUGAGGCGGUGGUGUAGGAAGAAGUUGGCGGGUUUGGAGGGGGAGAAGCGGGAUAUGGUGCUGGUGACGCAUGGGACAUUUCUGCACUACCUCACGCAGGAUUGGUCGGGCUAUGAAGAGGUCGCUGAAACCGGGUGGGAGAACUCCGAGGUGAGGUCGUUCCAGUUCGUGGAUGGACUGAGGACUGACGAUGAUGAUGCGAAGAUUGAGGAGACGGAGGAAAGCAAGCAGUACCGAGAGAAGAAUGGGCCGAUGUGUGGGUUGGACGGGUCCUUGGAGACCGAGGAGCUCGCUCCCGCCAGAGAUGCCAUCGCAUUCGAGCAUUGAGGGCUAUGAUGGCACUGGGCAUAAGCAACAAUGCGACAUGCUCAAAAAGGCGGAUCACUUGAUAUGCAUAACAGUAGUGACAUGGCUCAAAAAAGUCGAUUGCCGGAGAUCCAUACCAACGGAUAGAUAAAACAAGAGUCGCAAGACCUCGCACAUCUUCAUGCCUCGAUAUCAACCAACUAACGCGAGCCAUCUGUCUUAUACCCAACCUUCCACAUCCCCCCUCACCUCCCCUCCUCCUACCC
Eremomyces bilateralis CBS 781.70 is the source of this 1124-nucleotide messenger RNA. RefSeq lists its product as uncharacterized. The record is from RefSeq and is a predicted model, not a curated record. The transcript has 2 exons. NCBI's taxonomy places the organism in Eukaryota, Fungi, Ascomycota, Dothideomycetes, Eremomycetales, Eremomycetaceae. Gene Ontology annotation, molecular function: phosphatase activity. Bases 1 to 879 code for a protein of 292 amino acids. Gene Ontology annotation, cellular component: cytoplasm.